GCGCUCCCCGUGUCACCCGCUGCCGGCAAACCCCGGCUCCGUUCCACACCGCCGGCGGAAUCUCACCCAGCCAGGGAACGCGCCCGGCCCCCACUUCACCGCUUUCCGCAGAGAAUCGCCCGGCACAUCCCCGAGACCCAGCCCGGCCGCCGCCGCCGCCGCCGCGCCAUGGCGAUCGCAAGGCAAGUGCUUUGUCUCUCUGCUUUCCUGUCGCUGCCGCUCGCUCGCGCCGAGCCCAUCCGCUACUCCGUAGCCGAGGAGGCGGAAAGCGGCUCCCUGGUGGGCAAGCUGGCGGAGGACGCGGGGCUGACGCCGCCGCAGCUCUCGGCUCGCCGCGCCCGCCUGCUCUCGGAGGACGGCCGCCAGCAUUUGCGCUUAGAGCCCGGCUCCGGCCGCCUCCUCGUGGCGGGGAGGCUGGACCGGGAGCAGCUGUGCGCCCACUCCGACACCUGCAUGCUCCCCUUCGAGCUGCUGCUCUCCGACCCGCUGCAGUUCUUUCGGGUCGAAGUGACUGUGGAUGAUAUCAAUGAUCAUUCACCUGUUUUUCGAAAAGAAAGAGUCACUUUUAAGAUUCCGGAGACGAGUGAGCCAGGCUCCCGUUUUCCACUGGAGGCGGCUCACGAUCUCGAUAUUGGCAGCAACACAGUGCAGGCGUACAGCAUUUCUCCCGAGAACGAAUAUUUUAUUGUCACGUAUGGAACUCGGAGUAAUGGUGACAAAUAUCUUGAACUGGUCUUGGAAAAGGCUCUAGACAGAGAAGAGCAGGCAGAGAUGGGUUUCAGGGUCAUUGCUGUGGAUGGUGGCUCUCCUCCGAGAAGUGGCACUAUCGAGAUCACUACAAUCAUUUUAGAUGCAAAUGACAAUGUUCCCAUCUUUACGCAAGAGCGUUAUAUUGGGAAGGUUUUGGAGAACAUGCCAGAAGGCUCUGUGGUUCUGACUGUGCUCGCAAGCGAUCAGGAUGCAGCAGUUAAUGGGGACAUUUCUUAUGAAUUAAGUGAAGCAGUAGGACAGAGUGACUCGGCGUUUGAGAUUGAUCCCAGAACUGGUGAAAUUAAAAUCACAAAACCACUAGACUUUGAGGAAGCACACACUCACGAGCUCAUUGUGAGGGCUACAGACGGUGGGGGGCUCUCAGCAAUCUGCAAAGUGUUGGUGGAGGUGGUGGAUGUGAAUGACAAUGCCCCAGAGCUGGCGGUCAGUUCCUUCAGCAGUCCCCUCCCCGAGAACACAGCGUCCGGCACCGUGGUUGCCCUGUUCACGGUCAGGGACCGCGAUUCUGGUGCCAACGGCAAGAUCUCCUGUGCCCUCGACGAUCAGCUCUUCUUCUCCCUGCGGCCAGCCUACAAGAAUUACUAUGAGCUGGUGACAGUGAGCGCGCUGGACCGCGAGCACACGGCUCAGUACGUGCUCAGGGUCACAGCAGCAGACGCGGGCUCCCCUCCUCUCACAAGCACGCACACCUUCACCGUGCACAUCUCGGAUGUCAAUGACAACGCCCCUGUCUUCAACCAGACCUCGUACACCAUGUAUGUGCGGGAGAACAACGUGCCCUCGGUGUUGGUGGGGGCCGUGAGUGCUGCAGAUGCUGACGAGGGGCUCAAUGCCAAGGUGACUUAUUCGCUGACGCCAGGGCCAGCGGCAGAGCGGCCCUCGUGCUCCUGCAUCUCGGUGAACUCGGAGAACGGGCACGUGUUUGUGCUGCGGCCCCUGGACUACGAGCGCCUGAAGCACACCGAGGUCACGGUCAGCGCCUCUGACGCGGGCUCUCCUCCCCUCCGAGCCAACGUCACCGUCCGCCUCGUGGUGCUGGACGAGAAUGACAAUGCCCCGCUCGUGCUCUACCCAGCCCAGGACAGCAGCCCAGCGUCCAGCGAGCUCGUGCCCGUGGCGGCCCAGGCGGGCUACCUCAUCACCAAAGUGGUGGCCGUCGAUGCCGACUCCGCCCAGAACUCGUGGCUCUCGUACCACCUGCUCAGGGCCACCGAGCCCGGCCUCUUCAGCGUGGCUGUGCAGAGCGGCGAGGUGCGUCUCAAGAGGCCGGUGACAGAGAGAGACAGCGUCAAGCACAAGCUCCUUGUGCUGGUCACAGACAACGGCAAGCCCCCACUGUCAGCCACCGCAGCUCUCAGCGCGCUCCUGCUCAAGGACUUCUCGGACGUGCGCCUCCCGCACAGCAGCCCGCCCGCAGACGAGCACGGCGACUCCCUGACCACCUCUUUAAUCAUCUCCUUGGUCUUUGUCUCGCUCCUCUUCCUCGUCUCCAGUGCAGUCUUUGUCGCUCGCAAGGUGUGCAAGAGCAAGGAGCUGAAGGCUGCCCAUGUGCUUUACGGUGCCGACAACUUGCAGAGCGGCCUGGCCGAUGCAGCCGCUGCAGGGACCCUGCCCCGCGCCUAUUGCUACGAGAUCAGCCUCACCACGGGCUCGGCCAACAGCGAGUUCCAGUUCCUCAAGCCCAUCCUGCCCAGCCUGCCAGCACAGCCCUGCGCCACGGGCCAGGGCCCCGAGCAACACGAACAGCAUUUCCCCUGUGUCCCUGUCAGCACAGAGGACACGGCACCAGAAAAUGCUGGGACUCUCUCUGAGGGACAGUUCAACACUCUUUCCUUUAACUAGCACAGGGUCUGCACUCACAGAGGCUUCAAUGUUCAUGGGAGGAUGUGAUCCAGGUUGGAGCGCGAGGAAAUUGUUUUUCCAGAGAAAAGCUGCAUAGCCAAUUGGCGUAGCAGAUUUCCUGUAAAUUCCGAGUCAGAGCAAAAUUUGUUUUCCACACUAUAAAGAAAAUUAUGGAAAAAAUAAUUUCUCAGAUUCUGUUGCUCAGAUAAUAGCCUAUUUUACUUCUGUCACAGGCAUUUUUGAUCGGCAUCAGUAAUGCACUCCCAGCUUUGCUGGUGUGUCUUGCUGUCCAACCAGAUAUUAGAAUACUUGCUCCUUGUUAUAGCUCAAUGGGAAAGUUGAGUAGAAAAAUCUCGCAGUUCCAGAAAUGAUUCAAACCCUAUUCCCCGGCUCAGAAAAGCAAGGUAGUUCUGAAUACUGUGUCAUGAUGUUCUAUUUGCACACGGCUGUUUCUUUCUGGGUUUCUGGAUAUCUCUGUCUCAGAUAGGUGGGCUCUCUAUGUUAUUCUUUUUCUCAUUAUGUCUAUGUGCACGGCCCUUGUGCAUCUGCGGAGGCUUCACCACUUCUGCCCAGUGAAGCAGUGAAUUUGUCCCAUCCAGCCACUGCAAUGCUGGCAAUUCCUGCUCUGCAGAGUCAAAUGCUGUUUUCACCCUAUGAGUCUAGGGGUCUUAUCUUCAUCAAGGCAGAGAGGAGAAGCAAAAUGCACAACAAAGAACUUCCUUUGAAAUAUCCGGAGGUUUGGUGUACCAUCCCUCUCAGAUUGUCUUAGAAAUUCACAGCAGCAGAUGUGGUAGAGACGCUAUUAUUAGAGAGUCAGGAAAAUUAUUAGUUGUUUUUGGCUGCCUUAUAAUGACACCUGUCCAUCAUAGAUAAUUUUCUGGAGUUAGAAUGAAGAAGAACUUGAAAAUAGGACUUCAUGGCAUUUUUCGUCAUCUUUGUUUCUGAUUUCGCUGGCUUUGUGUUGUGAGUAGAAAGCUGACCCUACAAGAUUAUCUCCAUUUCUGUUGGAGGGUUUCAUUCCAGUUUUUACCCUUUCUCCUUCUACCCCGUGCACUGAGCAUUAUUUGGCUGGUUCCCCUAGAGAGGGACUGCCACCACAUCUCUAAUAACUGUUUUUCUGAAUGAUGUUUGUGAUGCAUGAAAUACUCAGAAAGCCUCCCUCAAAGAGAAUUGUACUGGAAUUCUGCGUUUUAGCGUUGUACAUCGGUGUAAGUCUGGGUUUAGAUAUUGAAAAAAUACGUAGAAGUGAAAUAAAGAGAAUACCUGGACUCUUUUGUUCAGAUCCAAUUCUUUCUAGAGGCAUUAUUUCUGGGAAACCUCUGGCAAGAUUUUUCAAAUUCUUCGAGUAAUUUUCUCCCUAUGUUCCUUGACAGAAGCAAUGUUGGGUGGGUAGAGCUCCUGAGACUGAACAUACAGCCGGGACAGCGCUCAUUUGCACUCCUGUACUGUCACAUUCGCCCUGUCAAUGUGCGAUCUGUCGUGCCAGGCAAUGCAGCUUGGUCGUGGUGGGCUGGGCCUCCGCUUACUUCAGGGUCGGGAACGGGCGCGUUGG
Messenger RNA from Catharus ustulatus (Swainson's thrush), 4165 nucleotides. RefSeq names its product protocadherin beta-15-like. Gene Ontology annotation, molecular function: calcium ion binding. Gene Ontology annotation, biological process: homophilic cell-cell adhesion. Lineage: Eukaryota; Metazoa; Chordata; Aves; Passeriformes; Turdidae. The coding region runs from base 169 to 2613 and encodes 814 amino acids. The transcript has a single exon. The record is from RefSeq and is a predicted model, not a curated record. Gene Ontology annotation, cellular component: plasma membrane.